AUGUCAAUGUCACCCCGCCAGCCUGCACGCCCGCGCCGCAUCGACGAUGCUCUUUCCCAACUCGUCGACUCGUUGACCCCCGCGCUCCCGCUCGCCGCCGUCCAAAACGACCCCGACUACUCCGACGAUGAAGACGCCCUCGCCGCCGCCGAAGAACGACGCCAUCAUGCUCAGCUUGAGCGCGCCUGGCGCAUCCUUGACACGCUUCCUGCAGGCCCAGUCGACCCGGGUUCGCCGGCUGGCCGCCGUGGCAGUAUGGCCGCGGAGACCGUGAAUAACGCGCCAGAUCUGAUCAAGCGCAAGCUGCGGCGUGAGAACGCUAGCCCGGACAAAGUCAUGCGCUUCUCGAACUUGUACACUCGCCUCCUGACGCAGCCCGUGCUCUCGCAGAAAUGGGGCAUCCUCUACCUGCUCUAUAAGCUGUCCGAAACCGAGGAUCCUGAGCGCAGCCGUAGUCCCCUGAUGGAAGAUGGGAAUUUGCAGAAUAUGCUGGGCCGCGGCACUGCGGUCGCAGAUUCAGAGGACGAGGGCCCUGCUGUGAGCUCGUCCGCAUCGCAACAGCGUGGGCCGGUGUCUGCGCGGCCGGAGCGCCAUGGCUCCCUUCGGAGGGAUUGGGAGCGCGGCGGCGUGGACCAGUUCCAGCGCGGAUCUACGGGGAGGGCGCGGAGUCGUGCGAGCAACUUUGAUACUGGUGGGGAAGAGGACAAUGAGGAGCCUGCGUCGCCGACAGAGACGCCUCGAAGCGGUGCUCGCAUGGCGGAGAGUGUUGAGCAUGGGCUUCUGCGAGACCUGCCGUUUAAUCUGCAGGGCCUUUCGUCGAAGCAUUUACAAUUCCAGUCGCCGUCUGUCUUGAAGCUGCCGCAAAAUCUUCCGGCCCCGAUCGUCUCAUUAUUGAAUUCGUUGGCGGAGCCAUGCUUGCUUUACAAGGAGUUGGCUGGCUUUGUGGAAAGCGCGGAGGGAGGGCUUGUGAAUCAAAGUCUACGGGCUGCGAUUGCAAAUGAGCUACGGUCUUAUCUUAGCUUGGUCGCGACGUUGGAGGGAGAGAUUCGUCAGGCACUGAUGGCUAUUGGAGAUGCAACCCAACCGCAGGGUGUCCGAAAGGGUGGAGUCACUUUGAAACGAUGCAUGGUGUGGACGAGAGAUGCGACCAUGGCGCUUCGGUUGAUGAGUCUGAUUGUGGAGGAUGCUCGGGAUAAGAAAGGAGGACAGCUCAUCUCCUUAAUCCACGGGUUCUCUUCGUCUCAUGGUGACCCAUUUGUCUGUGCGUUUGCGGAAAAGCUCCUUGCUCACGUUACCCGUCCGUUCUAUGAUAUGCUUCGAUUAUGGAUCUAUGACGGCGAGCUGUCUGAUCCGUACAAGGAGUUCUUCGUUGUAGAGCCCGAGUUUCGGCCUAGUACUGACCCACGGCGCAUCGCGACAAGUGUAUGGGAAGAUAAGUAUAAGCUUGAUGAUGAUAUGGUACCUUCUAUUAUUACCCAGGACUUUGCCAAGAAAGUGUUUUUGAUCGGAAAAUCUCUCAAUUUCAUUCGAUAUGGCUGUGGAGAUUCGGGCUGGGUUGAGGCAUAUUCAAAAGAAGCCUCAAAGGAGCUACGCUAUGGCGACACGGCGACACUAGAGACCUCCAUCGAUGAGGCAUACAAGACUACUAUGGAACGAUUGAUCCAUCUCAUGGAUGAUAAGUUCAAACUUUUCGACCAUUUACGGGCACUGAAAAAAUACCUAUUAUUAGGACAGGGCGAUUUUAUCGCUUUACUCAUGGAAUCCUUAGCCUCGAACCUGGAUCGCCCGGCAAACUCACAGUACCGGCAUACCUUGACUGCGCAAUUGGAGCAUGCGAUUCGCGCCUCAAAUGCGCAGUAUGACUCUCCAGAUGUGCUCCGCCGACUAGAUGCGCGGAUGCUUGAACUAAGCCACGGCGAGAUUGGCUGGGACUGCUUCACAUUGGAAUACAAGAUUGAUGCCCCGGUUGAUGUGGUCAUCACUCCCUGGGGAUCGACCCAAUACCUGAAAGUGUUCAAUUUCUUGUGGCGCGUGAAACGCGUCGAAUUUGCAUUGAGCAGCACUUGGCGCCGCUGUAUGACAGGUGCCCGAGGAGUCCUGGGAAGCGUGGACGACAAAGUUGGAUCAGACUGGAAGCGGGCGCGCUGUGUGAUUGCAGAAAUGAUCCACUUCGUCAACCAGCUCCAGUAUUACAUCCUUUUCGAGGUUAUCGAAUCCAGCUGGGACCAGCUCCAAGCGGCGGUCUCCAAACCGGGCUGCACGCUAGAUGACCUGAUCGAAGCGCACACUAUAUACCUCAACUCCAUUACACAUAAGGGCCUAUUAGGCUCAGCCUCAAGUGCCCGUUAUGGCUCAUCUACCUCCAACUCUGCCAAGCCGCCCGAAGAAAGCUUCCUCAGCCAGUUACACCAGAUCCUCAAGAUUAUGCUCGGCUACAAAGACGCCGUCGACGGCCUCUAUUCCUUCUCAGUUGCCGAGUUCACCCGUCGCCAGGAACUCAGCGCCAAAAUCGAAACUCGCACUGCCCAGGGCCGCUGGGGUGUCACAGACCACGAUCUCCUGCCCCGCCGUGCGAACAGCCGGGCCGGUGCUUCCAUGGCUUCGACGCCUGACAUCCGGCCUGCCAGUGCCGGGCCCGAUGGAAUUGACACCCCCUUCUCCCUCUCCACCCAUGAUCUCGCAGCCGACGACAACAUGCUGGCGUCGUUACGCGUGCGGCUGCGCGACCUCUGUGCCGAGUUCCGCUCCCGGCUGAAUGGUCUCCUAGGUGACCUGUCCUACCAGCCGGACCUGGACAUGCGCUUCCUCGGCGUCAUGAUGAACUUUAACGAUGUCUACGACCCUCGGCGGCGACGUACAGUGGGCUCCAGCUCGCGCGACAAGGAGAAGGAGAAGGAGCGCGCAAAGCGCAAGGCAGCAGCAGCAGCUGCUGCAUCGGCGAAUACCGGCUCAGGCACGGAGUCGAGCAUGUCGCGCGAAAUGCGUCGCGAGCGCAGUGCGGCUGGCAUCGAGCAGGUACAGGCUAACACGUCCGCAACGUAG
This is a messenger RNA of Penicillium macrosclerotiorum, 3042 nucleotides long. RefSeq names its product tubulin gamma complex associated family protein. Gene Ontology annotation, biological process: microtubule nucleation; mitotic cell cycle; meiotic cell cycle. Gene Ontology annotation, cellular component: equatorial microtubule organizing center; gamma-tubulin small complex; centrosome. The transcript has 2 exons. Lineage: Eukaryota; Fungi; Ascomycota; Eurotiomycetes; Eurotiales; Aspergillaceae. The record is from RefSeq and is a predicted model, not a curated record. Bases 1 to 3042 code for a protein of 1013 amino acids. Gene Ontology annotation, molecular function: gamma-tubulin binding; microtubule minus-end binding.